Messenger RNA from Amaranthus tricolor (Joseph's coat), 1262 nucleotides. RefSeq lists its product as uncharacterized. The coding region runs from base 304 to 867 and encodes 187 amino acids. The transcript has 2 exons. The record is from RefSeq and is a predicted model, not a curated record. NCBI's taxonomy places the organism in Eukaryota, Viridiplantae, Streptophyta, Magnoliopsida, Caryophyllales, Amaranthaceae.
AUCCAAACGAGUUUUACAAUUGGAUCAUCACAUUAAUUUUACACUCAACUUUCUCUCUCCUCUUCCACCCAUAUAAAGUCCCCUUUUCCCCAUACUUCUCAGCCGUCUUCCUCAUCUCCUAAAACCCAACAUAACAUUCUUUCUUCCUCCAAUAAAUCAUUCCUAAUUAAUGAUUAAGCACACAAAAUUCUGGUUAGGUUAUGGUUGCUGCUGCACUAAACUAUUACCCUAAGAGCCCACGCUCUUCUCCCUCUCCUUUCGGCUUCCUUCGCCCCCCUUUCUUCCGUUUCCUUCGCUUACAAUAUGCCUUCCCCUAAAGUUAAUCGGAACCCUAAAUUCACCGAGAGAUCGAACUCAUUCAAUGGGAAAAUGGGUAUUUUACCCACGUCGGAGAAACUCCGGCGACCCAAAACGGUGCCGGAUUUGACAUCAGCGAUGAGAAAUGGGUUUGUAUCUCCGACAUCGGAGGAAAUUAAGCCGAAAAAAUUGACGAAAGUGUUGGUGAAUGUGACGAUUCAAGGAAGUGUUGGUACGGUUCAGGUUCUCAUUUCCCCUGAAUUAACUGUCAAGGAUUUGAUUUCUGCUGCUCUUAAACAGCAUGCUAAAGAAGGUCGCCGCCCUCUUACUUCUUCCACAAACUUUGAUGAGAUUAAUCUUCACUAUUCCCAGUUUAGUCUUGAAAGUUUGGAGAGAGAUGAGAAGAUUGCAGAAUUAGGUUCUAGAAACUUCUUCCUAUGCAAGAAGAGGAAGGAGAUUGGAGAAGCUUCUUCAUCAUCAUCUUGCUCAACCCAGGCUGAGAAGGCUACAAUGCUUGGCUCUGCUUCAGCAUGCCCGCCAUGGCUUAAGUUCAUGAAUUUCUUGUUCUGAACUGCAGUACAUAUAUUAAAUUUAUGUGCUCAAUGAAAUUGUGCGUUGAAGGAACAACUUGGGCCAUAUUCUUUUUUUGCAUUCAAAACUAUCAUAUCAAUACUAAUAAUGUUUUAGAUUUUUUUUUUUUUUUUAAUUUGAAAGGUUGGAAAAAGAUUAUAGAAAUAGUAUAUUCUUAUUAUACUCAUUUUGCAAGAUUCUAGUGAUAAAGCUUAAAAAAUUAAUGCAAAAUGAGAGACAGAUGAGUAGAGCAGUGAAGUAGUACUGUAAUUUGUACAGGUUGAUUAUAAAAGGUUUAAAAAUUAAUCACUCUAUCCUUAUCAAUUUGCAUCACAGGAUUUAAAUGAUUUUUACCGUUUUGAAAUAGUUGCUAUAAUAAUAUGGGUUUAUGAUUA